GAAGGGGCCAUCCCCAAACUGUUCCCACAAAGUUGGAAGAAUGAAAUUGUCCAAAAUGUCUUUAGCUAGUGACCCUGCAGAGAGAUGAAGAUUUCUGCGCAGUGUGCACUUCAGCAUGCGCUGACCCCGCUCUGUCAUUUUAUGUGGUCUACCACUUGGUGGCUGAGUUUCUGUUGUUCCCAGUUGCUUCCACUUUGUUAUAAUACCAAUAACAGUUGACUGUAGAAUAUUUAGUAGCAAGGAAAUUUCACAGAUGGACUUUUUGCACAGUCGGCAACCUAUCUCGGUACCAUGCUUGAAUUCACAGAGCUCCUGUG
Staurois parvus is the source of this 317-nucleotide messenger RNA. The record is from the annotation of a GenBank genome assembly. Lineage: Eukaryota; Metazoa; Chordata; Amphibia; Anura; Ranidae.